This is a messenger RNA of Zingiber officinale, 1262 nucleotides long. RefSeq names its product bifunctional epoxide hydrolase 2-like. Bases 77 to 1039 code for a protein of 320 amino acids. The record is from RefSeq and is a predicted model, not a curated record. Gene Ontology annotation, molecular function: hydrolase activity. The transcript has 4 exons. Lineage: Eukaryota; Viridiplantae; Streptophyta; Magnoliopsida; Zingiberales; Zingiberaceae.
UAGACAUUAUUUAUUAUUUAUUAUUUUCUCUACAUAUAUUGAUCGAGUUUCCAUUAUCGUCUGAAGGUGAGCCAAUAUGGAAGGCGAAGGCAUCAUCCACAGGCAGGUGGAGGCCAACGGAAUCCAGAUUCACCUGGCGGAGAAGGGGGAGGGCCCGCCGGUGCUGCUGCUCCACGGCUUCCCGGAGCUCUGGUACUCGUGGCGCCACCAGAUUCUCGGCCUCGCCGCCCGAGGCUUCCGCGCGCUCGCCCCAGACCUCCGUGGAUACGGUGACUCCUCCGCGCCGCCCGAUGCCGCCUCCUACUCGGUCUUACAUAUCGUGGGCGACAUCGUCGCCCUCCUCGACGCCCUCGCCCUGCCUCAGGUAUUCUUGGUGGGGCAUGAUUGGGGGGCACUCAUAGCUUGGUAUAUGUGCCUGUUUCGGCCGGAUAGAGUGAGGGCGCUUGUGAAUCUCAGUGUGGCGUUUUCACCAUUUUUGCAUCGAAACCCUAACGGCAAGCUUGUUGACUACUUCAGAUCUCAUUAUGGAGACGACUACUACAUCUGCAAGUUCCAGGAACCUGGAGUCAUUGAAGCAGCUUUUGCUCAUAUUGGGACUAGAAAUGCAUUGCGAAGAUUUUUCUGCUACAAGGGUACCAAUCAUUUAACUGAGCAGGAGAAUGCUUCAUUGCCUCCGUCUUGGCUUUCAGAAGAAGAUAUAAGCUAUUAUAUAAGCAAAUUUGAGAAAUCUGGAUUCACUGGUCCGGUCAAUUAUUACAGAUGUUUGGAUUUAAAUUGGGAACUGGGAGCACCAUGGUACAGUGCACAGAUAACAGUUCCAGUAAAGUUUAUUGUCGGUGACAAAGACCUAACGUACCAUUAUCCAGGUAUCCAGGACUACUUGCACAAAGGUGGUUUCAAGCAAGAUGUGCCAUUGCUUGAGGAGGUGGUUGUGAUGGAGGGAGUAGCUCACUUCGUCAAUCAAGAAAAGCCACGUGAGGUUACUGAACACAUCUACAACUUCUUCAACAAGUUCAGUCUUCUUGCUUCAAAAUUAUAGCUUGGUCCAAAAGAUCAUACGCAAAAGAAUAAAUAGAGUUAGCAAAAUAUCAUCUUUUGACUCCAGAGGGGGUAGGUACCCUUGGAUGUUUGUCUUGAUAGUUUUGUAAUAUUGUUAACCAUUAGCUACCUUUUAGAGGUAGACUGAAUAAAUCUCUAACUCCUUUGAGUUUGAGUUAAUUUGAUUAUGAAUUGAUCAAUUUUAGUUAGUUUUUAGCUUAUUA